Messenger RNA from Chanos chanos (milkfish), 1531 nucleotides. It is a transcript of the gene gbp, whose product is annotated as glycogen synthase kinase binding protein. Lineage: Eukaryota; Metazoa; Chordata; Actinopteri; Gonorynchiformes; Chanidae. Gene Ontology annotation, cellular component: cytoplasm. Bases 81 to 569 code for a protein of 162 amino acids. The transcript has a single exon. The record is from RefSeq and is a predicted model, not a curated record.
GUAGCGUGGUGAGCGAGGACACCGCUGACGCGCACUCAUUCAUUUUGAAAAUUUUGUGUAAAUAGCCCUAAAAACCCAAAAUGCCGUGUCGAAAGGAGAACUACAUAUUUUUGGAGCAAUCUGUAACCGUGGAUUCUAAGGAGGUGGACGCUCUGGUGACAAAAAUCGGCGAAGCCUUGCAGCUUCACAACAAUAGCACUAACCCAAAGACGAUGUCAUGCCUCCAUGGUCUCUCCACCAGCAACGGUAGUCUCAACGUGAAACAAACCAACAACAACACUACGGACGUGCAACGGCGUAAAGGGUGCUGUAUUCGUUUUCGCACUCGAGGGCUUCGGAACAGAGCUAGUCCAUAUAACAUCCCAGGAUCGAGCGAUCAAGAAUGGGACCAUUUUAAACCAUGGAACCGCAAAAAAGUCGACGUUGCGAAUGACGAGGACGACCCCCACCAACUACUUCAGGAAUUAAUACUGUCUGGCAAUCUGAUCAAAGAAGCAGUUAGGCGACUUCAAUUUGCUUCUGAAUCGGAACGUGAUAUUUCACAAACGAUUGAUUAUCAGCAGUGUUAACCUGGAUUUCUAUUUCCUCCUUUGUUUCAUCGGAUAAAAUGAUAUUGUACUGGGAGUAUGUGUCAAUGAACUGUGUUCAGUGCUGAAAUCAAAUGUUUGGUCAGAUUUGUGUUUGUUAGCUAACAAAUGACGCUUUAUGUCGACUGAUAUUUUUUCUGGUUUGUGAGUCGGCGUUUUCAUCCACCUCCUUGCUUGUCUAAUUCAAAGUCGAAAAGGUUUUUAUUUGAACUGUACCUUUUCUAACUGAAAUAUUUUGGGUAAUGAUCGUCCUUCUGUUAACAUUGUCAAAAUUAGCUGAAUUAAUUCUGUGUCAAACACAUGCUAUCUUGCAUCUACUGUGGCCAACUAGCCAAGUCACCAGUUUAUUCACCACUCUAAGCAAAUGAGUGUAGCAUCUGGUGUGGAUGGGGCUUAACGGCUGUCCUUGCUAGCAAAUAAGCUUAAGGGAGAACGGCCUUGUUUACAGUACAUGCGAGUGGGCCGAUAACAAUGAUUAACGCUACCUAGACUGCAAGAUACGUGUGGUAUGGUUUCAUAUUGAAAAGAGUCGUCAGAUACUCUGUUUCAGGCAGUCAUUAUUUGCAUUUCAGACUGACAUUUAUUUUCACUCAAUGGACACGUUCACACAUUGUCCCUCGAGGACUGAGACAAACAGGAAGAGAACGGCGUGGCUAUUCCCAGAAGACCAACAACACGGUGUAUUUUGUUUUAAUUAUUUUGUCCAAGCCGACACUGAGUGGUCUGGAAUCCCGCAUUGAUGCCAUUUCUCUAUUGAACAAGGAGAUGGGGUUUAUCACAACAGAGACACUUGGUGCUUUACAUUUGGAUUCCGACGUGGAGUUCGUUUGUUUGUCAUAACUUUCACUUUGUUAUCGUGUAUGCUUCGCAACGAAGUAGUUUUUAUAUUCCUGGUUUACUCAGGGAUAUUUGGUGUCUUUAAUAAACACGGUGUAUUUUGCAAA